AAACAAGAACAAGAAGAGCAUGAGCCACAAGAAGAAGAAGAGGAGGCAGCACAGUGACAACACGCCUCGCCUCGCCCUGGUAAUGGCGCCGCGCUGACCGCUGCCCUGUGACACCACCGCCUGUCAGCCUCGUGCCAGAGGUGAGGGGCGGCGCCACAAGACCCACGCCCCCGCAACGCCACGCCCCGUCCCUGCUUCGGCAGCGGGCAGUGGUGCCGCUGCCGCCCCGUCCUGCAGGAGGCCUCGCCGCCAUGGGCACGGUGGAGAGGGACGGCCUCUGCACCCCCCCACAGGAGGUGGAGCUUGAUGGGAGUAGCAGUGCAGCCACAUCCCCGGGGGAGGCCGCCACCACCACCACUGCCACCACAGUCACCACUGGGCCCCUCGACACACCCACCACACCCCUGCCACCACCUUCUCCCCAUGCACAGGUCACCACCACAGAGAACAGCUUCCCCGUGGAGCCGCCUGUCACUCCACCUCCACCCUUCUCGGCACUCCCCAAUAGGAUGCGUAUGAUGUCCCCUCCCGGCCCUCCACCCUCCUACGAUGAGUGCCACAACCUAAACACUCCUCCGCCAACCUACGACUCUCUGUUUGGGCGGGUCCGAGAGGUGCACAAGACUUCAACAGGCAUCAUGGACUUCAUCAAGAACCUCAUCAUCCUCUUCCUUGGCACCAUCGGAUGCACGGUGAUGAUCAGCGUGACGAUAGUGAUCCCAGUGAUGAUGAUAAUCGUGGGCUCUCUCAAGAUGAACGACUGCCCGGCCCAGCCCUACAUACCCGUAUACCUGGUGGUGGGCGGCGUCAUGGGGGUGGCCAAGAACCUGCUGGGCAUACAGGGGCGCCUCCACCACCCCCUGACGGACGAGGAGGCCCACGUGCCCAUCCCAUGGCAUCGGAGGCUGCAGUUCGGCGGAGCGAUCAACUUUUUCCUCACGGUCUGGUUUGUGAUGGGCUGUGUGUGGGUGUACCGCAUCUACAAGCCAAACUACACAGACCGCAACACCAGGGAGUUUUGUGACCAGACACUGUAUCAGUUCGCUUUCUGGCUGGUCACGUCUGUUUACCUCAUCAUCGGACUCCUCAUAUCAUGCAUGUGCGGACUCUCCAUCGCGACCGUCAUCCUCCAGCACGGUAGAGAGACGAGUGAGCAGGUAUGAUGGCGGCUCUUAUUUGCGGGGCUCAGCGUGCAGACUCGGGUUAUGGGUGUGUGUGCCUUCACCCUCGCAUCGGCUUACGUCCUUGUGCUGACGGUCUUCACGUCGUGCCAGGCCAAGGAGCUGAGCCUCUGUGCCUGGCUCACGCCCAUUCGCACUAUUGAGUUUGUGUGUGCUUUCCUGUUCUUGUUGUUCUGCUGCUGUAUGUGUGCAGGGCUGUAUGCUAAGUAAAGGAAGGCAUUGGGAGCUGGGCAGGAACCAAAGGGGGUGUAUGCUAUAUGAUGGAGGGCUGGGGGAGUGUAGGGAGGGCUGUAUGCUAAGUGAAGGGGCUGGGGGCUGUACAAGAACCAAAGAGGCUGUACCUUAUGUGAUGGAGGGCCUGGGGCAGUGUGAAGUGGGCUGGGGGCUGUAUGGAAAGGAAGGUAAGGGAGGGUCUGGGGACUUGGGGCUGUACAGGAAACAAAGGACAAAGUGUGUGGGACUCUAUGCUAAGUAAAGUAGACAGGAAACAAAGUGUCGGGGCUGUGAGGGGCUGGGGGCUGUACAGGAAACAAAAGGGCUGUGUGGGGGGACUAUGCAAAGGAGGGGAGUGUAGGGUUAUAUUUAUAGUAAAGGAAUGGAAGGGAAUUAUGGGUCAUAUACAAAGGAAAGAAAGGAAGGAAGGGAAUUUGAAGUUAUUUAUAAAAGAAAGGAGGGGUGGGAGUGUGAUGGAAUUGUAUGCAAAAGAAGGGAGUUUGACAUCACAUAUAUAGCAAAGUAAGGGUGGGACUUCAGAGUCAUAUACAAAACCAAA
Eriocheir sinensis (Chinese mitten crab) is the source of this 1953-nucleotide messenger RNA. RefSeq lists its product as uncharacterized. The coding region runs from base 252 to 1163 and encodes 303 amino acids. Lineage: Eukaryota; Metazoa; Arthropoda; Malacostraca; Decapoda; Varunidae. The record is from RefSeq and is a predicted model, not a curated record. The transcript is spliced from 6 exons.